AGUGUCUCUCAUUCACCCCAACACCAACAAAGCUUGGGUCACUUUCACCGCCUCCCUCGCUCGCUCUCUCUCUCUCUCUCUCUCUCUCCCUCGCUCCCCCUGUGCCUCUCUCUCCCCCCGCUGUCUCCCUCUCUCUGUGCGCGCGCUGGGUUCGUAAACGGCAGAAACGAAUUGAUCCCCCGGUUGCAGAGUAGACUUAACGUUGCGCGCCAUGGAUGUACGAUUUUAUCCAACCGCUGGUGGGAAUUCUAUUCCGGGAGAACCGGCGAACCUGGAUUUUGCCCACUGUUUGGGCUACUACAACUUCAAUAAGUUCCAGAACAACAACAACAACUACAUGAACAUGGCGGAGGCCAACGGUGCUCUGCUCGCUGCUGGAGAUACUUUUCACACACCCAGCUUGGGAGACGAGGAGUUUGAGAUUCCACCCAUUACGCCUCCGCCUGAGACGGAGUCCGGUCUGGGUCUAUCCGAUGCGGACUCACCCUUCCCAGCAAUGCCAGAGCCUCCGGUUCCUCACAGGGGUCACUUAAUCCCCCAGUUCCCCCCUCAGAGCCUGGACCUUCCCUCUAUCACCAUCUCACGCAACAUGAUGGACCAGGAUGGAGUGUCCGUCAACAACGGCCAACCUGUGAACGUUGGACCGGGCCAUCAUCGCCAGUACCCAGCCAACCCAGCCAUGGUGAUGAAGUCCAUCAUCAGCAUGAACAGCCCCAAUGGGAUGUUAUCGCGGAAUCAGCUGACCACCAUCAACCAAUCCCAACUCAGUGCGCAGCUGAGCCUAAACAUGGCAGGACCCAACAUCACACACACUUCCCCGUCACCGCCUGCCAGCAAGUCGGCCACGCCGUCUCCCUCCAGCUCCAUCAACGAAGACGACCAGGACGAAGGCACCAGGGUCAUUGGAGAGAAGCGACCAGCUCCCGUGGAUCCCGCAAAGAAGCCCAAGACUCCUAAGAAAAAGAAGAAGAAGGACCCCAAUGAGCCUCAGAAGCCGGUCUCUGCUUAUGCGCUGUUCUUCAGAGACACCCAGGCCGCCAUCAAGGGUCAGAAUCCCAACGCCACCUUUGGAGAAGUGUCCAAGAUCGUGGCCUCUAUGUGGGACGGUCUGGGAGAGGAGCAGAAGCAGGUUUACAAAAGCAAAACAGAAGCUGCCAAGAAAGAAUAUUUAAAAGCUCUUGCCGCAUACCGCGCUAGCCUGGUUUCCAAGGCUGCAGCAGAAUCUGCCGAGGCCCAGACCAUCCGCUCGGUACAGCAGACCCUGGCCUCCACCAGCCUGUCCCCCGGCCUGGUGCUGCCCUCGCCUCUCAACCAGCACCCCUCCAUGUCAUCAGCGGCCCAGGCCCUCCAACAAGCCCUACCACGGGCCAUUGCCCCGAAACCUCUGCAGAUGAGACUAGGGGGCAAUCAGAUCGUGACCUCGGUCACGGUCUCCCACCAGAACAUGUCCUCUGGGAUGUCGCCGCAGCUGCUCAGCCAGAUGGGUGCCGGAGGGGGCAUGGUGGCGGGUGCCCAGUCCACAGCGGUCUCUCAGAUGAGCCCACCGAUGCAACCGGUGCAGCAGCAUGCGAUGCAGCAGCUCCAGCAGCAGCAGCAGAUGCAGCAGCAUCUCCAGCACCAUCAGAUGCAGCAGCAGCAGAUGCAUCACCAGCAGAUCCAGCAGCAGAUGCAGCAUCAGCAUUUCCAACACCACCUCCAACAACAGCUGCAGCAGCACCACAUGCAGCAGCAGCAGCACCAACAACAACAACAACAGCACCAACAGCAGCAUCAACAACAGCAUCAGCAUCAACAACAGCAGCAGCAUCAACAACAACAGCAUCAACAACAACAACAACAGCAGCAGCAACACAUGCAGAUGCAGCACAUGCAGAUGCAGCAUCAGCUGCACCAGCAGCAGAUUCAACAUCUCCAGCAGCAGCAGCAGCAGCAGCAGCACCAGUCCCAGUGUUCCCCACCCCAGCACUCUCCUGGUACCCCCCAUUCAGUGGGAGGCUCUGCAUCGCUCGGCAGCCCCCAGCCGGCCCAACAGCAGCAGCCACACCCCUCCCAGAUCCAGGCCCACACCCAGGUUCUGUCCCAAGUCAGCAUUUACUGAGCCAAAUGGAAGUCCUAUCUCCCAGAAGAGGAAUAGAAUAAAAGCAUCGUGCCCCGUUGCUUUUCUACGUUGCACUUAAAAAGUGUGAAAGAUUUAGAAUGUUAUACAAAGAACUUGUCCAUUGUUAUAGAGGGAUAUGCACACGUGUGUACAGGGGGUGAACAUGUUGGCUGGGUUUUUGUCUAUAAAAUAGGCUGAGCUACGACGGAAGCCCGACAAGGCGAGCUCCCAGUGUUUGUUUGUUUGUGCGGUCUUUCGGUUGUCAAUUUAAACUGACUGGGCGCACAAAAUGUUAAAAGACUUGUCUUUCCCUGUUUUAUUUAACAAGAAAGCUUUAUUUAUGAGGCCAGAGUUGUCCGUUUGAAUACGUCUCAACUAAAGGAUUUCUAUCAGCUUUUACCUGGACUGAGUGACUCAGAGGAUAUCUGCUGGAACCCAGUAACACACAAACAUCAAUCUUUGUUGCCUCACUGGCCAGUAAUCAACAAAACUCUCCUUCACCCAUCGCAGAUGUAACUGUUCAACAACGGCUCAGAGGAAAAUGGUUCUUCAAAUCAUCCCGGGUCGGAGGCCCGCUGAUGUGUCGACACAUUUAAAUCACGUCACAAAUGUAGAAAAAUGUCUUGAAGAGAAAGGGGACGGAAAAUACAAAAGCGUAGUGACACAGUGACUCUAUGAAUGAAUGACUGAACGGACUGAGACGGAAACGGCCAUAGAUCAUUUAUUCCAUCACGUUUUCCAGCUGUAGCUGUAAUCUGCUGUACAUGUUUUGUAGAGCGAGGAGAGAUGAGACCUCGCGCAUCCCGUACAUUUUGCCCAAAAGCGUGUACCUGGAACCCCCACCC
Pungitius pungitius (ninespine stickleback) is the source of this 2943-nucleotide messenger RNA. It is a transcript of the gene tox3, whose product is annotated as TOX high mobility group box family member 3. Lineage: Eukaryota; Metazoa; Chordata; Actinopteri; Perciformes; Gasterosteidae. The transcript is spliced from 7 exons. Gene Ontology annotation, biological process: regulation of transcription by RNA polymerase II. The record is from RefSeq and is a predicted model, not a curated record. Gene Ontology annotation, cellular component: nucleus. Gene Ontology annotation, molecular function: chromatin DNA binding. Bases 212 to 2098 code for a protein of 628 amino acids.